Rhopalosiphum maidis (corn leaf aphid) is the source of this 2263-nucleotide messenger RNA. Its product is annotated as 15-hydroxyprostaglandin dehydrogenase [NAD(+)]-like. The coding region runs from base 573 to 1343 and encodes 256 amino acids. Gene Ontology annotation, molecular function: oxidoreductase activity, acting on the CH-OH group of donors, NAD or NADP as acceptor. Lineage: Eukaryota; Metazoa; Arthropoda; Insecta; Hemiptera; Aphididae. The record is from RefSeq and is a predicted model, not a curated record. Gene Ontology annotation, cellular component: cytoplasm. The transcript has 6 exons.
CGCCGGCGUGGGCGUCGUUUGCAAGGGCGAGGCCGUCAUCCGCGGUCGUGUUUGUAUAUUAUAUGAUAUCGUCGUAUUGUACCGCAUCGAACGUAGACCGCCAAAAUCGUUUUCCAUAACCGUUUUUUAUUUUUGUAUUUUUAAAAUUCUUACGACGCGGCUUCCGAUUCAGUAACUACUUUUGUCGUGGAAUCCGUAUUUUUAGCCAGUCGCAUACACCCCUAUCACUGAUAAUAAUUCGCGUGCGUGUACAGUCUUAUACGCCCUGUUUAGUAGAGUAAUGUCUUGUCGUGACGUGCCGGAUAAUAACAACUCUGCCGCGUGACAACGUAUCGCGGUUUUUCGUUGCAAUAUUGUUGUACACCACACACUCGUACGCGUAUGUUGUGUUACCGCAAGUUUAUACGUAUUUUUUCGCAUCUUAUAUUGUAAAAAAUACCCUAAUAAAAUAUUUUAAAUUAUAAUUAUUAUAUCGAGUGCCUGUAUUGUCGUACAAACGCAUAUUAGGUGCCAAUAUUAUUAUUAUCAUAUAAUAUUAUAUCUCUCGAAACUGGACCGCAGUCCUGCGAUCGAUGGACAUCAAGGGUAAGGUCGCCAUGGUUACAGGCGGGGCCGCCGGUAUUGGACGCGCGUAUUGCGAAGAACUGUUGAAAAACGGAGCCAAAGUUUCUAUAUGUGAUAUUAAUGAAGAUGUCGGCGUCAAAUUGGCCGACCUGUUAGGAGCCAAGUUUGGAAACGUCAAAGUCAUAUUUUGUCCCUGCGACGUCACCGAUUAUCCACAGUUUCAAGAUGCGUUUCGAAAAACUAUAGCAGCUUUUGGUGGACUUGACAUAGUAGUUAAUAAUGCGGGUGUAUUCAACGAUCGAUUCUGGGAAUUCGAAGUGGAUGUUAACUUGAACGGUGUCAUCAGAGGAACAUUGCUGGCGAUGCAACUCAUGGGCAAGGACAAAGGAGGUCGUGGUGGUACUGUGGUCGUAACUUCGUCUACAAUGGGUUAUAAACCAUGUCCCAGUAUGCCAAUCUACACAGCAACCAAACAUGCUCUAAUUGGUUUCAUUAGAUCAUUUGGGGAUCCUUAUCACACAAAUUUAACAGGGAUUCGAGUAAUCGCUUUAUGUCCAGGAAUGACACUGACUGAUGCUAUACCCGAGGAUGUUAAACUGGCGUUAUUGUCGCCCAAUUUUAUACACCUCUGGGAUAAGGAUGUCGCAUCACAAGCACCCCAAGCAGCCCAAAGUGUGGGACGUGCGCUAAUUCACGUACUACAGAAAGCUCAAAGUGGUUCAGUCUGGGUUGCCGAGAACAACAAAUCAGCCAAAGAAGUUAAGUUCCCUAACUUUUAAUUUUUAACGCCAUCUGCCAAUUACUUUUUUUAAAUAAUUGUUUUGUUUUUUAAUGUUUAAACUAUUCUCCACUUGUGGUGAUGGACAAAAUUUUAUUGAUUAUUUAUAAUUUAUAUAAUUAUAUGUUUUUGUAUAAUUGAAUUCAAAGUCCAUAAUUUACCGUUAUUAAUUAUUAUUGUUUUAUUCGCGAAAAUCGUCAUAAUGCUUCAAUAGGUUAAUCAUAUAAGCAGGUAUAUUAUUUCAUUUUAUAAUCAAUAUUUAGCGCAUCGGUUCUUCAAUUUAUUCGGAUAAUAAAAUUAAAAAUAUAUCCAUAUUAACGUAAUUUCGACGGAAAUAUAAAUUAAUCAACGUACAUAAUAUACAUCAAAUAUCACCAUAUCGAAGUAUAAAUGAAAACUAUAUACUCGUACUUAAUGCUCAUAUAUAUUAAUCGUAUUAAACAUAUGAUAUAUAUAUAUAUAUAUGUGUGUGUGUGUAUAUAUAGAUAUGCAGUCAAAAAGUCGGUAAAAUAUCGUUAAACAAUUAUCUAUGUUUUUAAUACCUGACGAAUUAUAUUCACGCACACUCGCACACACACACAUAUGUAUUAAAUAUAUUAAAUAUUUUUAUGAAUAGGGUUUUUUAUUGUUUACGCAUUACACCAAAAUAAUAAUAAUUAAUUAUCUAAAUUUUGUAUAUUUUUAAAAUAAUCAUCGGCUGUGAAACUAUUUUGUUUUGUGAUAUGAUAUGCUAUUUACUUAAUUGCUUAUUAUAUAAUUAUAUUAUACCUACCUAUUUCAAACCCCCAUAAUACCUAGGGAUAUUGUUUUAUAUAAAAAAUCAAAAUCAACGAAAUUCACCUGGGACCAUGUUAUAUUUAAAAUAAUAAAAAUUAUAACAAUAUGAUAUUACUUUUUACGGCCCUUGGUAAUUUGUUUUUA